Molecule: messenger RNA, 1981 nt
Organism: Arabidopsis thaliana (thale cress)
Lineage: Eukaryota; Viridiplantae; Streptophyta; Magnoliopsida; Brassicales; Brassicaceae
Gene: GRF5
Product: growth-regulating factor 5
Exons: 4
Coding region: 451-1644 (397 amino acids)
Biological process (GO): regulation of DNA-templated transcription; plant organ development; DNA-templated transcription
Cellular component (GO): nucleus
Molecular function (GO): ATP binding
Source: RefSeq, marked reviewed
CUCUCUCUUCUUUGUGAUCACUCUUUGAUUUAUUAACUUUCUGAUUACCAUUCCCCCCAAAAUAAACCCUACUAGAGUGUGACUAAUUGUAUAGUAAUCUCUAUUGUGUAAUAAUCUUUUAUCUUUCCUCAAUACAAAAAAGUAGGGUAUAUAUAUAAAAGAGGGAGUGGCCUCGUGUAGAGAAAGAACCUAGCUAGUGUUCAUGCAAUUUGCAUCUGAGGAAUAUAUGCUUAGAAAGAGAGAGAGAGAGAGAGAGAGAGAGAGAGAGAGAGAGAGAGAUAUCAAACCAGAGGAAAAGAGUGACAGAGAAAGUGGUCAUCUUUGUCUGUCUCUGUCCGAAACUCAGGAGCCCUAAUCUCUGAAUCCAUCAAGAAAGCUCUUUCUCUUCCUUCUUUUAUGCUUCUGAAUUUGCUACAUAUAUAAACUAUCUGAAGAAAGCUAGAGAAUAAGAUGAUGAGUCUAAGUGGAAGUAGCGGGAGAACAAUAGGAAGGCCUCCAUUUACACCAACACAAUGGGAAGAACUGGAACAUCAAGCCCUAAUCUACAAGUACAUGGUCUCUGGUGUUCCUGUCCCACCUGAGCUCAUCUUCUCCAUUAGAAGAAGCUUGGACACUUCCUUGGUCUCUAGACUCCUUCCUCACCAAUCCCUUGGAUGGGGGUGUUACCAGAUGGGAUUUGGGAGAAAACCAGAUCCAGAGCCAGGAAGAUGCAGAAGAACAGAUGGUAAGAAAUGGAGAUGCUCAAGAGAAGCUUACCCAGAUUCGAAGUACUGUGAAAAACACAUGCACAGAGGAAGAAACCGUGCCAGAAAAUCUCUUGAUCAGAAUCAGACAACAACAACUCCUUUAACAUCACCAUCUCUCUCAUUCACCAACAACAACAACCCAAGUCCCACCUUGUCUUCUUCUUCUUCCUCUAAUUCCUCUUCUACUACUUAUUCUGCUUCUUCUUCUUCAAUGGAUGCCUACAGUAACAGUAAUAGGUUUGGGCUUGGUGGAAGUAGUAGUAACACUAGAGGUUAUUUCAACAGCCAUUCUCUUGAUUAUCCUUAUCCUUCUACUUCACCCAAACAACAACAACAAACUCUUCAUCAUGCUUCCGCUUUGUCACUUCAUCAAAAUACUAAUUCUACUUCUCAGUUCAAUGUCUUAGCCUCUGCUACUGACCACAAAGACUUCAGGUACUUUCAAGGGAUUGGGGAGAGAGUUGGAGGAGUUGGGGAGAGAACGUUCUUUCCAGAAGCAUCUAGAAGCUUUCAAGAUUCUCCAUACCAUCAUCACCAACAACCGUUAGCAACAGUGAUGAAUGAUCCGUACCACCACUGUAGUACUGAUCAUAAUAAGAUUGAUCAUCAUCACACAUACUCAUCCUCAUCAUCAUCUCAACAUCUUCAUCAUGAUCAUGAUCAUAGACAGCAACAGUGUUUUGUUUUGGGCGCCGACAUGUUCAACAAACCUACAAGAAGUGUCCUUGCAAACUCAUCAAGACAAGAUCAAAAUCAAGAAGAAGAUGAGAAAGAUUCAUCAGAGUCGUCCAAGAAGUCUCUACAUCACUUCUUUGGUGAGGACUGGGCACAGAACAAGAACAGUUCAGAUUCUUGGCUUGACCUUUCUUCCCACUCAAGACUCGACACUGGUAGCUAAUUAAGUAGAGCUGGCAUCAAUGAUGGAUCUGCACCAACACACACAACUGUGAAAUGUUGAAGAAGAGUCACAUUUCACAUCUAUUUCCGUGGAACAAUGAGACAAGACACUGUUUGCAGAAUCCUAUAUGUAUUUUUUCUAUCUUUUUCUAUGUGUGUUAGGUCCAACAAGAAAAAGUGAUCCGACAGAUAUAUCUGUAUGUGUUCUCUUGCUUUCUCAAGAAAUCAGAUUUUAUUUUACUGUCGCUGAUAGCAACAAAAGAAAACAUGACUUGAUUUGUGAGGGGUAUCGUUAUAUAUAAUUUAUUUGUUUCUUAGGAUGCAAGCAUCUAUAUAGU